Molecule: messenger RNA, 1320 nt
Organism: Cyprinus carpio (common carp)
Lineage: Eukaryota; Metazoa; Chordata; Actinopteri; Cypriniformes; Cyprinidae
Gene: snrnp25
Product: U11/U12 small nuclear ribonucleoprotein 25 kDa protein
Exons: 5
Coding region: 199-735 (178 amino acids)
Biological process (GO): mRNA splicing, via spliceosome
Cellular component (GO): U12-type spliceosomal complex
Molecular function (GO): protein binding
Source: RefSeq, a predicted model, not a curated record
AUGUUCCGAUAGCGUGUUUGUUAAAAAAUGGAUAUAAGGAAAGCUGGAACGUAACAGAACUGUAAAUGUUACAAUUUCUUCAGAAAUAACUGGGCAACUAUUCAAUUUAAAUUCACUAGUAGUUUAAUAAACAUAGAAAUAACCUGACACUUUAAUAUCUUGUAUUUCUGGAUAGUUUUCGCUUGUUAUCAGUUGAAAAUGGACGAAUUUAAGGAAGGAUCCCUACAGAAUGUCGACGAGGCUGAGUUAGAGGAGAAAACUGUUGUAGAUGAAAUUAAAGAAGAGCAAGAAGAAGAAGAAGAAGAAGACGAGGAGGCAUUGCCCCACUCUGAAUUUCUGGACAUCUUUGAGGAAGGCCUGGCUCUGAUGGUGCAGGACCCCUUACUGUGCGACCUGCCAAUUCAGGUCACACUGGAGGAGGUGAACUCUCAGGUGGCUCUGGAAUAUGGUCAAGCCAUGACCGUUCGUGUUUGUAAGGCUGAUGGAGAAGUCAUGCCUAUUGUGGUUGUGCAGUCUGCUACGGUUCUGGAUCUCAAGAAAGCCAUUCGCAGAUAUAUGGAGCUGAAACAACAGCGAGAGGGGGGUGUCAAACACAUCAGCUGGAAAUAUGUGUGGAGGACAUUUCAUCUGGUCUUCAAUGGAGAAAAAUUAGAAGAGGACAAAAAAAAGCUUAAGGACUACGGGAUCAGGAACAGAGACGAAGUGACGUUUUUGAAGAAACUGAGGAUGAAAUGAACAGAGACAAUUGCCACUUUUCUUUAAUAGGCCACUUUUGUAAAUAGAUAUUUAAAGGAAUUGUUCACACAGAAAUGAAAACCCCCUCAUGGCGUUCUGUUCCAAACACUGUUCACGGCUAUUCUUCUGUGGAACAACAACUCUGUUUUUUCUUUUCUUUUCUAUUUAGCCUUUUUAAACUGUUAUUUUCCAUACAAUAACAACAUUUCAGUGACCACAGAAUUGGAACGGGGCAGCUGUGGUCACCAUGAACUCUUUUUUUAAAAAUGCUUCGGGAAGACUUUGUUUAUUUCCUAAUCCUGUGAAGAUGGACACUUGUUAAAGCAAUUAUUGUAACCAGUAACUCAAAUAGUUAUUUUUAGAAUACACUCUAUAGAGGCUCUGUUAAAUUUGCUGAGACAGAAACCCAAACCAUCAUAUUUGCAAGCAUAACACCUAGUUACUAAAAUGUAUCUAUACAUCCACAAAACAGCUGAUUCACUGGAAGUACAUGUCUCCUAAAGUGCUUUAAAGUCAAAUUUGUGUGUUUUUAUGUUUCUUUUAUAUCGAUCCAAAUAAUUAUUAAACCUGAACAUGGUGAAAAUG